Molecule: messenger RNA, 821 nt
Organism: Tinamus guttatus (white-throated tinamou)
Lineage: Eukaryota; Metazoa; Chordata; Aves; Tinamiformes; Tinamidae
Source: RefSeq, a predicted model, not a curated record
CUCCCAGAUAGAGCUGGAGAAGAGCCGCUAUUCGGACCACGAGCUCCGCAAGCAGGAGGAGGAAGAGCAGCUCCGCAGGAGGAAGGAGAGCGGGUACGACGAUGACGAAGGACCUGGCAAAACCGUCAUCAUGGCUCAGGACCUGGAGGAGAAGUGGGAGCAGAAGUUGCAGCGCUUCAGAGCGGCCUCACGGAUAACAGAUGCUGAUAAAAACAACAUUCGAACGUCAUUGGAGAGAAAGCUGGACAGGAACCUGAUGCUUCUGGUGAAACAGAAAAUUGGUAACCAGGAGCUGUGGCUCCUGCCUCAAGCAGAAUGGCAGCCCGGAGAGACGCUGCGAAGCACAGCGGAACGUGCCAUGGCUGCUGCCUUGGGAGAUCGUAUCCAGGCCAAGUUCCUGGGGAAUGCACCGUAUGGGCAUUACAAGUACAAAUUCCCCAGGGCCAUCAGGACUGAGGAUAAUGUGGGAGCCAAAGUCUUCUUCUUCAAAGCCUUCCUCCAGAGCAAUGACUUGUCCCAGGCAGAACUGAAAGAAGAUUUCCUGUGGGUUACAAAGGAUGAGCUGGGAGGUUACUUGAAGUCAGAAUACUUGAAGAAAGUCAAUCGAUUCCUUCUGGACUUGUAAGUGCUAGGCUGUGCUCCAGCAGAUGGGGAAGAUGUAGAACAUGACUCUGGGGAGGAACACAGCUGCUGCUUCCCAUGCUCUGUGUGUAUGAGAUAUUGAAUUGGGCUCUGGAGGAUAAUCUGCCUUUGCCUUAUUUCCCAGUUCUCUUCCCCAGGCCUGUACUAAAUAAAUAUUAAAAUUUAUACUCCUAAGUGAA